AUGGGCUUCAUGUGGCUGCACGACAACUACCAGCAAGGAAAGGCCAGCCCAACUCUGAGAUGGCGACUGAUGGUCUUCUGGGCGUGGUUCGUCAUCAUUUCUGGCAUGUUUCUAAUCAUUGCUGGUACUUAUGGUUCGGUCGCUGACAUUAUCGAUUCCUAUGUACAACGAAAGUGGAGGUUCCGCAGCUUGGACUUGCGCCGACAAUUGAGGCUCGAUAUAAAGCGACGAUAUACAGUGCGAACAGCGCUAUGCGCAACACUAGGUCGAGAAAUAGAUGAUAACGUCCCGAUGAAUGGUCACGAACAGAGAGACAUUGCAGCAUUGAUCAUCUCGCGACCUCGUUCAUGA
Molecule: messenger RNA, 351 nt
Organism: Fulvia fulva
Lineage: Eukaryota; Fungi; Ascomycota; Dothideomycetes; Mycosphaerellales; Mycosphaerellaceae
Exons: 2
Coding region: 1-351 (116 amino acids)
Source: RefSeq, a predicted model, not a curated record